UCAGUUAACUUCUGUACCGGAAAUUAGACAGGCCGACCUUCUCGCCCACCAACAAGCACCUUCAGUCGGAAUCACCGCCAUUCGUUUAACUGUGCGGCACAAUCGCUCUUACGAAAAGUUGAGCAGCCGGGAAACCCGUGCUUCUUUUCACUCCCUCAAUAUACCGGUACCUGCAGGCCUGCAGCAAAAAGCAAUCAUUUGAUAUUAGCCCCCUAGCCUACAGUACCUUUACUCUGCACUCUCACGCUUUAGCCUUUACUGGGUCUAAGGGACACCUUUUGAUUGCCACGGAUGAGCUGAUAUUUUUGGCGCUCUUGGAGAGAUCGAGUCUCUUCGGUCAGUAGAAAUCCCCCCCCGUUUCUUCUUGUUUCCUCUCCUUUUCCCACCACAGUCUCCCUUUGAGGAAACGUUCGCUCAUUAUAGUCACUCGUUUUUGGUGGAGGAUUUGGGGUUCGUCAGGCAGUCCUAGGCACAUUCGAUAUUUGUUGCUAACAAGACUACCCUCAAAAUUGUCUUGUUAACUAGGGCUCGUCUAGGAUUUCGGGCUUCAGUGACGACCUGGUCCAUGAGGAGUGAUGCUUUUGCUUGGAAAGACGGCCAUUUCUGCUUCUUACCACGGCUGGAAACCUUUGCUUCGGCAGCUUUGACGGAAGACUCUUGACACCCAGGGGAGGCCAGCGUCUAAAUCACUCUCGAUUUUCAAUCGCAUUUUCGCCCUUAUACUUUUUCUUGGUCCCAACGCCUGAUUUCCGUUUCCUACUUUUAUCCGUAUUUACUUAUACUCCAGUCAUUCGUUAGGACCCAUUAGCCGAGCUAAUAUUGCCGAGUUCUUUCUCCAAUUCCACACCGCGCUUUCUGAUUUUGCCCCGGUGACAGGCACUGUAAGGCUCAGCAUUGGUUUUAUUUGGAGCAAUUCUAGAGACACGUCUACUCUCGGCAGUCCGCACCUUUACAACAUCAACAUCGACCGCUGAGCGGUUAAAUUCACUACUUCGGUCACACAGUUACCGGACACAGAGACUGUCGUUCUAUGUGAUAAGCUACAUUGGGAAACGACCUGUAGCCCCGCUUACUGCAUCAGAGGCUAUACAGACACAUUCUGGCUUGUGAGAGUGGAAAAACGGGGCCUUAUCUACCAUAGAGAAUUAUUGUAAGAUUUCUUCGGCUGGGUCGUUUCAGAGGUCCGGAUCUCUGUGAAUGAGUCAGCACAGGAGGCCAGCCAUGGGAGGGGCGAGUAGGAAUGGGGAUUAUCGUUAUAGAAGACGGGAGGAAGACGGGGAUAGCGACUACGAGUACCAGGGUUCCCCGAUAGGGACACGAUACGGCGCCGGCGAAGCAUUCGCAAUGAAUUUGGAUAGCCGAUCCUCGCCGCAAAUAGCACAACCGCAGCCCCGGAAGCCCCAACUUCCUAAGUCACCAAUGUCUUCUCGACAAGACAGCGGUGGGAACCGGGGGCCACAGCAGAUGCCGCAAGGGCUAAGAGUGCCGGGUAAUGACGGCAAUAGUAACGGUGGGAAUCGAAGUCCACUACCACGACCCGCUAGAUCAAACUAUGUUCCUUCGAAUGUUGACCCAUCAUCCUACGUUCAGGAACGAGAGCUGAACCCCAGCUUUUCUUAUCGUCCAAACCAACAGCCAAUCAGACCGCAGCCUAGAGCACCACGUUUCUCGGAAGACGUAGGAAACCCUGCAGCGUCGACCAACCGCCCUUCCACAUCCAGCUCCCGAUCUAUAUAUAUCGGCUUUGACCCCACAAAUGCGCAAGCCACCACCCCAAGCGCGGCCGGCUCUCUUGGAGUGAUACCGAAUUUUCCUACUGUUCCCCCACCUAUCCCUACUCCUCCAAACCAACAGCGAAGAUCCAGCAGUGGCCCUCCGCCAGCUGCCCGACGUGGCACUUCAUCUUACUACUCGCAACAAACACUCAUGGUUUCUCCGAUCCCAGAGGAAUCCUCGGAUCGGCACGGCUCAUACGCCUCAAGUGCUGCCAUACCCUCUAGUUGGGAUGCUGGACCGGUCGAGCUCUAUCCACGUGGUGGGGAAGAACUUUUUGGCGAAGGGGAAGCUGAAGAAUUUAGACUCCCCACGGGAGAUGCCGAGGAAGACGAAAGAGGUUUGGUCCGACAAGCUAGUUUAGGCCGGAAGUCAAAACCAAUCAUUACGGAAAUCAAGGGAGUAAGUGGAACAAAGAGCCCAGACCACGAGUUUGGGUUCAAACCAUCGGAUGAAUCGAUGAACACCGCAAGCUCGGGGGCUGGGGCAUCCGGAGGCGUUGGAAUCGGGCUCAGCUCACCAGCCGAAAAAGGCUCUCCGACUCUAAAGUUGCCGGGUGCAGAAUCUCCGACAUCAUUUCCGGGCUUUGCUCUUGCCCAGUCUUCCGUUUCGUCGAGAUCAGCCAGUUCGUCCCCACUUGCUCAGCCCCCAGCCGCAUUUACCAAGGAGGAUUAUAAUGAGAGUUCUGGCUUUCCAUUCCCGAAUAAUCUCGGCUACUCCAAAGGCAUCUCUUCGGAUUCACCGGGCUCAGAUGACCUAUCUACGCCUAGGAAAUUUCCUGCAGGACCCACGAAACCUGGGCGACGGCUCCCUCCAAGACUUAAUAUGGAUGCUGUCCGUGAUGCGGAAGCGAGGGGGAGCUUAACGAGCCUGCCGGAUCUGAUCAGAAGGGCUACAAAACUGGCAGCUGUACUCGAGACGGGAAGGCCAGAUUCGAGAUGGGGUAUGCGGAGGAGUUAUAUGGAUAAAUCGUCCAGUAUGUUAUAUCGCGUUUUUUUGUUUUGUUUUACGAUUUUUUCGUCUGGGACUAACUGAUCAACUCAGGUCGUAGCAAUGGAAGGGAGACUGAUUCAAUAUCUGAUAUUUUAGCUUCGUUCCCACCCCCGGUUCUUGCUUCCAGUAGGCAAGGCAGGCGAGCUACUACAAUGUCGCAGUGGCCUCUGCCGGGUGACUUUAACAGCGAUAACGAUUCUUCAGUUGGGCCAUCGCGUAGGCAAGGCCGGAGGGUUUGCGGAUUACCUCUUUGGGCAUUCAUAUUGCUCGUAAUUCUUGCUCUCCUUGUCAUAUCGGCAGCCGUCAUCGUUCCUCUACAACUGGUUAAACUUUCGAAAAAUGAUAAGAACGGUAAUGACGACUCUCGGAGGUCUGUUCUCGCAGAAUGCAGGAGUAAGAAUCCUUGCCAAAAUGGUGGUGUAAACAUUGCCAGAGGUACUUUCUGUGGGUGUGUCUGCACCUCGGGAUUCACCGGCUCCAAUUGCACACAGAAGGAGGAUUCUAGUUGCACUACGGUUGAUCUCCAAGACCUACAGGGUGGCCUAGUUAAGGGCAUCCAGAAUGUCACGAUGGGAACCGCAUUGCCCCGGCUUUUCAAUUUAGCCGAGCCAUCGUAUAACAUUGUAUUGGAUCAAGAAAUGAUCCUUGCGGUCUUCAGCAAUGAAGAUAUCUCUUGUACAACGCAGAAUGCCUUGGUUCAGUUCAAUAGCGAAUCCAUGCCUUCAACAAAUGGGGGGACAUCUACUACUGACAAAUCGCCGGCUCUUCUGCGGAUGAGACGGGAUUUGAUUCUCGACAGAUCCCCCACGCCAACCGCCGGUGGUACUGUUCCAAGCGCGACCGGCUUCUCGGGUGACAGCUCCGAUUUAAGGACGGCUGCGGUUGAUUCAGAUGCAGUGGACUUUGCUAGAGUUGCUGUCUUAUAUUUGACUAGUGCUGGAAAUCUCUCCGUUGCCGAGAAGGCGCAACAUCAGCUACAAGUAGCAUUUUCAGACGGGAUUGAUUAUGGGGGUCUGGGGGUUGGGGGCAAUAUUACGGUGAACUUCGACAAUCGCAGCAUCAGAAUGGCUGACGGUAAUGUAAUUGGAGGCAUUACAGCAAAUGCAACUGGUAACAGCGGUAAUGGGAGCGGUGGUAAUAGAACUUCAAAUGCGGGCUCGCAAAAGCGCUCUGUUUUUGAAGGCUACAUCAAGAUAUUAUUUGUUUGAUACAUUCGGACCAUGAAUUGGAAGCCUCUCCGUGCUUCCUCUCUCUCUUUUUACAACCGGCCUUCCCCCCCUUUUUUCUUCCUCGCAAUCUUCUGUGAUUUAUUUUCCAACUUUCUUUUAUUAUAUUUUUUGUAUCAAUCCCAAUCCGGCCCAUCGUAAGAGGAGCAACUGUAGAUAGAUGAUCGGAGAAAGGAUUGGCAGGUCUUUUCCACUGUAUAAUGUUUGAUGUAUUGGUUGGUCGGAAUUUCUCUUAUUUCUACAUUUUAUUAUUUCUUUCCUUCCCAUUCCGAAGACGUCACCAGGCCUUUUUUUUCUUUUUUUUUCUUUUUUCGUCCCCUUUUUUUAUCUUUCUCUUCAACAUUCAGUUGGUGGAUUAUCUUUCCUUCUCUGUAAAUGUGGUGGGGGUUUGAUGCAGCAUAGGGUACCGGUGUAAGGGAUGGGAUGGGUUCGGGCUCGGAAGGCAUUCUGCACCGCUUUAGCAGUGAAUUGAAACGUUGUGCAUUGCCACCU
Tuber aestivum (summer truffle) is the source of this 4484-nucleotide messenger RNA. The record is from the annotation of a GenBank genome assembly. NCBI's taxonomy places the organism in Eukaryota, Fungi, Ascomycota, Pezizomycetes, Pezizales, Tuberaceae.